Molecule: messenger RNA, 662 nt
Organism: Oxyura jamaicensis (ruddy duck)
Lineage: Eukaryota; Metazoa; Chordata; Aves; Anseriformes; Anatidae
Gene: CPLANE2
Product: ciliogenesis and planar polarity effector 2
Molecular function (GO): GTP binding; GTPase activity
Source: RefSeq, a predicted model, not a curated record
GCCUGCUGGAGCGCCCCACGCUGCCGCCCGCGCUGGCCGUGCCCACGGCGCGCUACAAACUCUUCGUGUGCGGCAAGAGCGGCGUGGGCAAGACCGCGCUGGUGGCCGGCCUGGCCGGGACCCCCGCGCCCACCGCCCACCGCGAGACCAUGGGCAUCGAGGCCAGCACCGUGUUCUGGCCGGCCAAGCCACGCGGCGCCGAGCGCCCGGUCAUGUUCCAGCUGCAGCUCUGGGACUGCGGGGACAGCGCCCUGAGGAAGUUCGAGCACAUCCUGCCCGCCUGCAAGGAGGAAGCAGACGCCGUCCUCUUCCUCUUCUCCUUCACUGACCGCGCGUCCUUCGAGGAGCUGCCGGCGCGGCUGGCGCGGGUGGUGGCCCCCGGCGAGGACCUGCUGCGGGUGGUGGUGGGCACCAAGUUCGACCUGGCCGCCCACGCCGACGUGACGGAGGAGGACCUGGCGGCCUUCGAGGGCACCUGGGGGCUGCCGGUGCUGCGGGCGGGGGGCGCCGGGGGGGGGCGGGGGGGCCUGGAGCGGGUGGCCCCCCUGCUCGAUGCCCUGGCGGGGCGGCUCUGGCAACGCGACCAGAUCGCUGCCGGUGUCACCCCCGAGGGGCAGGAGCCCCCCCCCCACCUGAACCCCGCUUUGCUGGGGGGGGAGCCC